Mya arenaria is the source of this 2942-nucleotide messenger RNA. RefSeq lists its product as uncharacterized. Bases 189 to 869 code for a protein of 226 amino acids. The transcript is spliced from 6 exons. NCBI's taxonomy places the organism in Eukaryota, Metazoa, Mollusca, Bivalvia, Myida, Myidae. The record is from RefSeq and is a predicted model, not a curated record.
CAAUUGAUUAUAUUGAUUUACAUUGUAAUUACUUUUUUGCGUAAUUACUUUCCUUAUAAGAUUAAACUUUGAAAAUUAAUAAAUAUGAAUUGUGUGGCCAAUAUGAUUUUUUUCAUCAUGCUAAUACCGGAUAAUUAGAUACUAUUUUUUAACCAAAAGGAAAACGAUGAUUUGAUUUAUUUAAAGCUAUGUCGUUUAUGAACAAACAAGUUGGAUCUUUUUUCACCGGUCAGCAACAACGUGGUGCGUUCAGAAAAGCAACGAGGCCGGUGACCCCUGAACUUAUCGAGGAAGAUGACCCACCAAAGAAGACCAAGGAGCAGGCCUCCUGUGUUGCUAACAUGGCCGUCCUAGCCACAUUCUUCCUUCCAAUAUUUCUGGUGGCCGCGGGUGUGUCGUUCGGGACAACCUACUGGUUCAACAUCUCCCCCUACCACGUGGGGCUGUUUGUCCGCUACAACAACUGGACCACUGUCAGUGACUCUGUGUCCCACUUCUACUCCAACUCAUCCAUAACCACCUACGAUGAAAUGGAGAAGACCUGGAAAAUCGGAGUCCCUUUAUUGCUGACGGGCGGAUCCUUGUUCGUGGUCGGAUUCUUAUUCCUUAUCUUCUACCCUUGUCAUAGAACCAUCGGCUUUUCCAAGAUCGCCCUGGCCUUUAUCAUAGCCAUCAUACUGAUGAUAGCUCUGAUCGUGUACGCGGCUGGACUGGUUCAGUUCAUCCUGUAUGCGGUGAAUGGACACAAUGGCAACACUAUCCAGUGGUCAUUCUACAUGUGCUGCGUGGGAGCGGGGUGCGGUCUAGUGGCAACCGUGUUUUUCUGGGUGCAUGUCAUUUAUCAAUACUGUUGUGACUAUUAUGAAUAAUGACUUUCUGUGUACCAGAUCAAUUAACUUAUUCACGUGACUAUCUGUUUAUUCGCUAUAUAAUACAAUAAUUCAAUUAGUUUACACCGUACAUCUACAUAAUAUAUAUAUAUAAUACAGCCUUUUCACGUGACUUUGUUUGUACCAGAUCAAGCUAAUUUAUACCGUAAAUCCGCUAAAUAAUACAGCUUUUUUACGUGACUUUGUGUGUACCACAAACAAAUAAUUUAUACCGUACAUCAGCUUUAUAAUAUUGCUGUUUCACGUGAAUUUCUGUGUUCCUUGUGUAACUUGUUUAUACCGUUUAUCCGUUGUAUAAUACCACUGUUUUAUUUGACGAUGGGUGACCAGAUCUAACUACAGUAAUUUAUACCGUUUAUCCGUUGUAUAAUACAGCUGUUUCACGUGACUAUCUGUGUCAGAUGUAACUUAUUUAUACCGUUUAUCGGUUGUAAAACACACCUGUUUCACGCGACUAUCUGUGUCAGAUGUAACUUAUUUAUACCGUUUAUCGGUUGUAAAACACAGCUGUUUCACGUGUCUUCCUUUGUCAGUUAUUUCUUACAUAUACCGUUUAACCGUUGUGUAAUACAGCUGUUUCACGUGAAUUUCUGUGUCAGAUGUAACUAAGUUAUACCGUUUAUCCGUUGUAUAAUAUAGCUGUUUCACGUGAAUUUCUGUGUCAGAUGUAACUAAUUUAUACCGUUUAACCGUUGUAUAAUACAGCUGUUUCACGUGACUAUCUGUGUCAGAUGUAACUAGUUUAUACCGUUUAUCCGUUGUAUAAUACAGCUGUUUCACGUGACUAUCUGUGUCAGAUGUAAUAAUUUAUACCGUUUAUCGGUUGUAAAACACAGCUGUUUCACGUGUCUUUCUUUGUCAGGUAUUUCUUACAUAAACCGUUUAACCGUUGUGUAAUACAACUGUUUCACAUGACUUUCUGUGUCAGAUCUAACUAAUUUAUACCGUUUAACCGUUGUAUUAUACAACUGUUUCACGUGACUUUCUGUGUCACAUGUAACUAAUUUAUACCGUUUAUCCGUUGUAUAAUACAACCGUUUCACGUGACUUUCUGUGUCAGAUGUAACUAAUUUAUACCGUUUAUCCAUUGUACAAUACAACCGUUUCACGUGAAUUUCUGUGUCACAUGUAAUUAAUUUAUACCGUUUAUCCGUUGUAUAAUACAGCUGUUUCACAUGACUUUCUGUGUCAGAUGUAACUAAUUUAUACCGUUUAACCGUUGUAUAAUACAGCUGUUUCACGUGACUUUCUGUGUCACGUGUAACUAAUUUAUACCGUUUAUCCGUUGUAUAAUACAACUGUUUCACGUGACUUUCUGUGUCAGAUGUAACUAAUUUAUACCGUUUAUCCGUUGUAUAAUACAGCUGUUUCACGUGACUUUCUGUGUCACAUGUAACUAAUUUAUACCGUUUAUCCGUUGUAUAAUACAGCUGUUUCACGUGACUUUCUGUGUCACAUGUAACUAAUUUAUGCUGUUUAACCGUUGUAUAAUACAGCUGUUUCACAUGACUUUCUGUGUCAGAUGUAACUAACGUAUACCGUUUAACCGUUGUAUAAUACAGCUGUUUCACGUGACUUUCUGUGUCAGAUUUAACUAAUUUAUACCGUUUAUCCGUUGUAUAAUACAGCUGUUUUAUGUGACGUUGCGUGACCAGAUCUAACUACAGUAAUUCAGACCGUUUAUCCGUUGUAUAAUACAGCCGUCUCAUGUAAAGCACCAUGUCUUACAAUGUACGAAAAGCAGCAGCCUUAUGCUAAUUCCUGAUAUUUUAAACGAUCAAAAGGUAACUAAGACUACCUCAGAUUAGUCCUUAUCUAUUUUUAUUGUUGUUGUUUGUGCGUAUUUUGCAUGUAGUUACUCUUUAAUGAAAGCUUGUCAAGUUGAUUAAAUUGAGAUUCAAGUGAAAAUUCAGAAUUGGCAAUGUUAUCCGGAAUGACUAUCGAUAUACAUUCCGAGAUCAUUUGGCGGAGGUUGUAUAAUUUAUCCAUUGGAUAAUGUUACCAUAGGACUGCCGUAUUACUAUGCAAAAUAUAAUUAUUUUACUGGUCAAC